This is a messenger RNA of Elgaria multicarinata webbii, 1457 nucleotides long. RefSeq names its product rap1 GTPase-GDP dissociation stimulator 1-like. Gene Ontology annotation, biological process: positive regulation of GTPase activity. Gene Ontology annotation, cellular component: cytosol. Bases 6 to 1457 code for a protein of 483 amino acids. The record is from RefSeq and is a predicted model, not a curated record. Gene Ontology annotation, molecular function: guanyl-nucleotide exchange factor activity; protein binding. Lineage: Eukaryota; Metazoa; Chordata; Lepidosauria; Squamata; Anguidae. The transcript is spliced from 11 exons.
AGGAAAUGAAGACCCCCUGUGUAGAUGCUGGCAUGGUUCCAAUCUUGAUACCGCUGCUGGACAGCACAGAUCAAGAGAUGCUGCUUCAUGUUGGGAGGGCCAUUGGCCGUAUCUGCUACGAUAACAACGACCUCCAGGAGCAACUAGUAGGGGCUGAAGUGAUCGCAUCACUGGUCAGAAUCAUGUCCGACUAUCCAGAUAAUGAACCUCUUGUCCGCGUCAACUUGCUGGCUUUAUCCAACCUUGCAGAUCUAGAUACUGCUAAAGAGGCACUUAGCAAGACCAGAGUUGCGGAACAUUUGGUACAUCAGCUGCGAAGGGCAAACCACCACGAGAAGGUAGAAAUCAUCCUUGAGGUUCUACAGACACUAGCAGAAAAUGAUACCCUGAAACUGCAGUUGGCUGAAGCUGGUAUCCAGGAGGCUGUGGCGGAAAUCCUGCUGAGGCUCCAGGCCAGUUCCAAGCCAGAAGACAUGUGCAGCUUAAAGGCUGCAUCAGAUCUGAUUGUGUCACUGCUUCUUGGAGAUGAAUCCAUGCAGCAGCUGUUUGCAGAGGGAAAUGGCGUUAUCUACCAGAGCAUUGGUACGUGGCUUGCAUCCCGGCACACCCAGUUACAGCUGACAGGGGCUCUGGCCAUUGCUAAUUUUGCCAGGAAUGACAUCAACUGUGUCCGGAUGGUGCAGCUCGGAGUGGUCCAUCAGCUUCUGGACCUUUUAGAACAACAUGUGGAAAAUGGGGAUGUCUCUGUGCAACACGCUGCACUUAGUGCACUCCGAAACCUUGCUAUACCAGUGGCUAACAAGGUUCAGAUGCUAGACGAAGGGGUCGGCAAACGGAUCCAGAUGCUUUUGAGGUCAGAGAUGCCUCCUGUACAAUUUAAACUUCUCGGAACAUUACGAAUGUUGAUGGAUGGUCAAGCUGAUGCGGCAGAGGAGCUGGGCCAAGACCACACGCUGCUCAGCAGACUGGUGCACUGGUGCGAUUCAAAAGACCAUGCUGGAGUCUGUGGAGAAGCAAACCGACUGCUGGCAUCGCUGAUCCGUCACAGUCGUUCUCAAGAAGUUGUCCAAGCCAUUCAAGAGGCCCAGGCGGUGAAGCACCUGGUUUCCAUGGCAACCAGCGAGCAUGUCAUAAUGCAGAAUGAAGCACUGAUUGCCUUGGCCAUUGCUUCUGCAGUCAAUUUAGAAAUCAUCAAAGAGACAUUUAAAGAGGCCAAGCUAGUUCAGAACAUACAUAAACUUCUCCAAGAUGAAAGCACGGGUCCAGAGGUGAAAUAUAAUUCAAUAGGCCUGUUGUGCAGUCUCCUGAAUUCAGGUGACCUAAGACAAGAAGCUGAAGAGGAGAAGAUGAAAGAAACCCUUGAGAAACUCUGUGGCCACAUCAAUGGUAAUGUAGCCAAACAGGCUCUAAUGGCUCUUCAGAUACUGAAUGAAGAGCACAGCCCCUUUGACUCGUAA